This is a messenger RNA of Cynocephalus volans (Philippine flying lemur), 1536 nucleotides long. RefSeq names its product Zic family member 4 (gene ZIC4). NCBI's taxonomy places the organism in Eukaryota, Metazoa, Chordata, Mammalia, Dermoptera, Cynocephalidae. Gene Ontology annotation, cellular component: nucleus. Gene Ontology annotation, biological process: regulation of transcription by RNA polymerase II. The record is from RefSeq and is a predicted model, not a curated record. Gene Ontology annotation, molecular function: DNA-binding transcription factor activity, RNA polymerase II-specific; RNA polymerase II cis-regulatory region sequence-specific DNA binding.
AUGCUACCCUUCUGUAGGGAUGCAAGGUUGGGCCUCCUUCUUUUCCUGAUUUGUUCUGUAAGGAGCUUAUUACCUUUCGGGAAGGAUGCCUUUUGGUUAGACAGAAUUGAAAAUAAUAAAGCCCUGUGGGAAAAGGCUCAAAGUCAGAAAAUGAGAUAUAAGUCUUCCUUGGUGAUGAGAAAACGAUCACGGCUUUACCGAAACACCCUGAAAGAGACAAGUAGCAGCUCCGGACACCAUGGCCCGCAGCUCGCCGCCGCUUCCAGCCCCUCGGUGUUCCUGGACCUCCACAAGCAGUCUCCCCAGGCCUCCCCCAGCCGUCCUUUGAACGGACUUCUGCGUCUGGGGCUCCCCGGACACAUGUACGCACGGCCUGAGUCCUUCGCGCCAGGGCCUGCGGCCCGCAGCGAUGCCCUGGCAGCUGCCGCCGCGCUGCAUGGCUACGGGGGCGUGAACCUGACGGUGAACCUCUCUGCGCCUCAUGGUCCCGGAGCCUUCUUCCGCUACAUGCGCCAGCCCAUCAAACAGGAGCUCAUCUGCAAGUGGCUGGCGUCGGAUGGUCUCGCGCCCCAGCGCCUCUGCUCCAAAACUUUCAGCACCAUGCACGAGCUGGUCACGCACGUCACCGUGGAGCACGUCGGCGGCCCGGAACAGGCCAACCACAUUUGCUUCUGGGAGGAGUGUCCGCGCCAGGGCAAGCCCUUCAAAGCCAAAUACAAACUUGUAAAUCACAUCCGCGUGCACACGGGCGAAAAGCCCUUCCCCUGUCCUUUCCCGGGGUGUGGGAAGGUCUUUGCUAGAUCAGAAAAUCUCAAAAUACACAAACGAACUCACACAGGCGAGAAGCCCUUCAGGUGCGAGUUCGAGGGCUGUGAGCGGCGCUUCGCCAACAGCAGCGACCGCAAGAAGCAUUCGCACGUGCACACUAGCGACAAGCCAUACACGUGCAAGGUGCGCGGCUGCGACAAGUGCUAUACACACCCCAGCUCGCUGCGUAAGCACAUGAAGGUGCACGGGCGCUCGCCGCCGCCGCCCAGCUCCGGCUACGACUCGGCCACGCCGUCUGCCCUCGUGUCGCCCUCGUCGGACUGCGGCCAUGAGCCCCUGGUGGCCUCCUCGGCGGUGGUGGCGGCGCGUGGCGCCGACCUGAGCGAAUGGUACGUGUGUCAGGGCGCGGGCCCCGCUGCGGCUGCCCCCGCCGCGCCCCCCAGCUCCGCGCCACCACCUGGCCCCGCCGCUGCCGCCGCCGCCACCGGUGUUAAGGCCGCUGCUGUGGUUGCUGCUUCAGGGCAUGCCCACCGCGUUGCUCUCAAGGUAAUCUCGCCCCGCGCAGCUGAGUGCCCACAUCUCGCGCCUGAGACAUCAAAGGCCCGCGCACAAAGCAGUGUUUCUUCGCCACGGUGCAUCUUCAUGGGAUCUUCCGAGCUGGAUCCCGCCCCUUCGGGAGUAUUGAUUGCCCAGAUCUGCGGACUGGGGGCACAGCCCCCACGACCUCCCCAGCCCUCAUGGGGAUCUUUGAUGGGUUUUAGCAUCUGA